GUGAGAGGCAGAAGCAGGCGACCCACGCUGUGUGAGACUCUUGCUGACACCACAACGUUAGUGUAAACCUUCGCUCAGACACAUUCAAGAUACAUUUGGAUUAUUACACGUUUCUUCAUUCACCAGUGCAGAUACAUCAGUGUUAGUCCUCUGUAAGCAGCCACUGAAGAGAGCCAGGAAGUAAGCACUUACAGUUUUGGUACAGAAGGGCGCAGCGGGGGGGCAGAGAGGCGAGCGCAUGAGGAGAGGGUGUCCCGAGACCCCCGUCUCCACACACCGCGCUCACUCACACAAGUUCACGGACAUAUACCGCCUAGCAACCCUCCAGCCGCCAUGAGAUCCAUUCGGUCAUUCGGGAACGAUGACCGUCACGUCAUGGCGAAGCACUCCACCAUCUACCCAUCCUCUGAGGAGCUCGAGGCGAUACAGAAUCUCGUCUCCACCGUGGAGGGUGCCCUCAAACACGUAUCCGAUUGGAUAGACCAAGCUCAAACCAGCCAAUCAAAUGCAUCCAGCACACAGGAAGAGGAGACAGAGACCAGCGCGGAUGAAUCGCUAGAAGGCAGCACAAAUGAGAGCAGCAGCUGUAGCAGUGGUCCUGCUGGUGCUGGUGGUGGUGGAGUUUUAUGUGGUGUGAUGAGGAUCGGUCUGGUGGCCAAAGGCCUGUUGAUUAAAGGCGACAUGGACCUGGAGCUAGUGCUCAUGUGCAGAGAGAAACCCACCCAAACACUUCUGAGCACAGUCUGUGACAACCUGCCCCUGCAGAUACAGAAGCAAACAGAGGAUAAGUAUGAGGUGCAGAGCUGUAUUCCCGAGGCUGCUAUCCAAGUGUGCACUAUGACAGAACCUAAACUCACCCUGAAGAUCACGCUCACCUCCCCAGAGAUUAGAGAUGACUGCGAGACGGGGGAGCAAGAGAGCGUUGAGUCGAGCGAGCCGGUGGACCUGUUGGAUAGACAGAGGUGCCUGGUGGCGUUGGCCUCUCUGCGACAUGCCAAAUGGUUCCAGGCUAGAGUUAACUGCCUAAAGUCAUGCGUGAUCAUCUUGCGAAUACUUAGAGACAUGUGCAAUAGACUUCCGGCGUGGGAGCCACUGAAAGGAUGGCCUUUGGAGUUAAUAUGUGAAAAGGCCAUCGCCACGUGUAACAGACCUCUGGGAGCAGGAGAAGCAUUGCGUCGGGUCAUGGAGUGCCUCGCCUCAGGCAUACUUCUGCCAGAUGGACCAGGCCUGCAUGAUCCCUGUGAGAAGGAGCCCACUAACACGCUGUCAGCCAUGACAGAUGAGGAGGCGGAGGCCAUCACAUACAGUGCACAGCAUUAUCUGCGGCUCAUGGCAUUUGGGCAGAUCAAUAAGGUGUUAGAAAUGGACCCUCUCCCUUCAAGUAAACCUUCACAGAAAUACCCCUGGUCAGACAGAGAAGGUCUAGGGCUAAAGAGACCUUAUGAAGACGGUCUGCUGGAUGACAAAGAUCUCAUCAAGAAGAUGAAACGCAACCUGAGAAAAGUUCUUGACAGUAAAGCAAUAGACUCAAACCAACCCAUGAACGCUCUCAUGCGCUUGAACCAGAUCCGGCCGGGACUGCAGUAUAAACUGCUGUCUCAGUCUGGUCCGGUUCACGCCCCCGUCUUCACCAUGUCUGUAGACCUCGACGGCACUAUUUACGAGGCCUCCGGCUCCUCGAAGAAGACAGCCAAGUUGCACGUGGCUGUAAAGGUGCUGCAAGCAAUGGGUUACCCCACAGGCUUCGACAUUGACCUGGACUCCAUGAGUGCAGACGAGAAGUCAGAUGGGGAGGGCAAGAGCGAGACGUCCACACACUUAAGCAAUAAUACAUUACACUCCUCAGACAACUCCAACAUGCUGGAGGUGCGAACUCAGGGUCCUAUUUUGACGGCCAGUGGGAAGAACCCGGUAAUGGAGCUCAAUGAGAAACGUCGAGGCCUGAAGUACGAGCUCAUCUCCGAGAGUGGAGGAAGUCACGACAAACGCUUCGUCAUGGAGGUGGAAGUGGACGGGCAGAAGUUUCGGGGCGCAGGACCCAAUAAGAAAGUAGCCAAAGCCAGCGCUGCCCUCGCAGCUCUUGAGAAACUGUUCUCUGGGCCCAAUGCAGCUGGCAACAAGAAGAAAAAAAUAAUCCCUCAGACUAAAGGGGCAUUAGCUGCAGCCGCUGCUGUGUCUGCCACCACGGUCCAGGCGGCACGGGGAAGAGGAAGACCCACCCUCAUGCGAGGAGCUUUCGUCAGCUCUGCCGCAGCACCAGGAUAUGUCACACAAGGCUUUGGAGCUCCCUACGGGUACAGCGCAGCGGCCGCCACUCCUGCAUACGGUUUGCCCAAGAGAAUGCUUCUGUUGCCCAUCAUGAAAGUGCCCGCCUACCCAGUCCCCCACUACUCCUUCUUUUAGCUCAGGAGCCCACCAUACAGACACAAACACAUACACAGCUUAAAUUGACAUCAGAAGGGAAGGCCAAAUAGCACAAUCUUAUAAAAUGCAUGGCCAGAUUUAAGGGUAUUUGUAAAGUGUUUUUUAUUUUGUUCUCUGUCUUUUGAUUUUAACUUUAAUACAGGUUUUAUGUUCUUCAGAAAGACUUGAAGGAUUUGUACUGUGAAUUGUUACCUCAUUCUUGGAAAUUUAAAUUAUAUCAGCAUUUCUUUUUUUGUUAUGGUUGUUUGUUUUUAUGUAGAAUGAGAAUAGGCUGUGUUUUUACACAGGCGUAAUCUAUGUAUGAAUAUCAGGAGCUGUGUUAAAGAUGUAUAGAUCUAAUUCAAACUACUGCUGACAAAUAAACCUUUAUCUUCA
This is a messenger RNA of Xyrauchen texanus (razorback sucker), 2799 nucleotides long. RefSeq names its product spermatid perinuclear RNA-binding protein-like. NCBI's taxonomy places the organism in Eukaryota, Metazoa, Chordata, Actinopteri, Cypriniformes, Catostomidae. Gene Ontology annotation, cellular component: precatalytic spliceosome. The record is from RefSeq and is a predicted model, not a curated record. Gene Ontology annotation, molecular function: single-stranded RNA binding; double-stranded RNA binding.